UCAGGACAGCCGUUUGCUGCCCCGGUGCAUGCUGGUGCCUUCCCCGCUCUUCUGUCGGGAUCCGCCGCUAACGUGAAGCUGCCAUUGAUGUGGUUCUAGUGGUGAGGAUCCAGAGCUUCUUCAGACAUGUCUGUGAGGGAGUCUUUUAACCCUGAAAGCUAUGAACUGGACAAGAACUUCAGGCUCACACGGUUUGCUGAGCUCAAGGGCACAGGCUGCAAGGUCCCCCAAGAUGUGUUACAGAAGCUGCUAGAAACCCUGCAAGAGAACCACUAUCAAGAGGAUGAACAGUUCCUGGGGGCAGUUAUGCCUCGAUUAGGCAUCGGCAUGGACACUUGUGUGAUCCCCCUCCGGCAUGGUGGCCUUUCUCUUGUUCAGACAACAGAUUACAUCUAUCCCAUUGUGGAUGACCCCUACAUGAUGGGAAGAAUUGCUUGUGCCAAUGUUCUAAGUGACCUGUAUGCCAUGGGAGUGACAGAGUGUGAUAACAUGUUGAUGCUUCUGGGAGUCAGCAACAAAAUGUCAGAGAAAGAGAGAGACAAAGUCAUGCCGCUGAUCAUCCAGGGAUUCAAAGAUGCAUCAGAGGAGGCAGGCACAUCCGUAACGGGAGGUCAGACGGUGUUGAACCCCUGGGUAGUGAUGGGAGGGGUUGCAACAACAGUUUGCCAGCCUAAUGAGUUUAUCAUGCCAGACAAUGCAGUGCCAGGAGAUGUGUUGGUAUUGACCAAACCACUUGGAACACAAGUGGCAGUUGCAGUACACCAGUGGCUAGAUAUUCCUGAGAAGUGGAACAAGAUCAAGCUGGUGGUGACCCAGGAGGAUGUAGAGCUGGCUUACCAUGAAGCCAUGAUGAACAUGGCCCGGCUCAACAGAACAGCUGCUGGUCUCAUGCACACCUUCAAUGCUCACGCAGCCACCGAUAUCACAGGGUUUGGCAUCCUUGGUCACGCUCAGACAUUGGCACGACAACAACGAAGUGAGGUGUCUUUUGUCAUCCACAACCUCCCAGUGCUCGCCAAGAUGGCUGCCGUGUCUAAGGCCUGUGGGAACAUGUUUGGACUUAUGCAUGGCACUUGCCCUGAAACAUCAGGAGGCCUGCUUAUUUGUUUACCUCGAGAGCAGGCUGCCCGCUUCUGUGCCGAGAUCAAAUCCCCGAAAUACGGAGAGGGUCAUCAAGCUUGGAUCAUCGGGAUUGUAGAGAAAGGAAACCGCACUGCUCGAAUCAUUGACAAACCACGAAUCAUAGAGGUGGCACCACAGGCAGCCACGCAGAAUGUCAACCCAACACCUGGAGCAACUUCUUAAACCUCCUUUGUUCCGUCACAGACCGGACCCCAAAAGCUCUGAGUGAUUUUAGACACACAAACUACAGAACCAUCGUAGAGUGUUGAAGUAUAUUCACAAAAUAAUAUGUACACAGAAAAGACUGGGUUGGCGUGCAUCAACAUGAAAACAGCUCCACACAGUGGCCCAGGGGGCACUUCAUCACCCAGUGGACUCAACCUGCAGUAUCCCCGUGAUAAAAAUUGGUAUGAAAUAGAGCUUAAACGUCCACUUGCCUUUCUUGUCUGUUGUAUUCUGUUAUGUUAAACAUGCUUGUUUGGCAGGCAGCUUCUGAUAGGAGAUAAUCUGAUACUGCUGAUUCAUUUUGAAUCAUAGGAAGUCUGGAGUCGGUUGCCUCUUUGGCGCUCUUAAAACUGCUCUCAUCAAACUGGUGGCGUUUUUGUUUAAUGUCCAUUUACUUUGUUGUACAGUUAUACAGCCUAGUUUUAGUUUAUUGUAACUGUUGCCUUGAAAGAAAGUACGUGCGACCAGAAUGGCUUGUUUUUUAUUACUUUGACUUUUUGUACUGUCCCUUCAUGAACUAAUAAACCGUCUUCUAUUUGAA
Messenger RNA from Archocentrus centrarchus (flier cichlid), 1888 nucleotides. RefSeq names its product selenophosphate synthetase 1 (gene sephs1). The record is from RefSeq and is a predicted model, not a curated record. The coding region runs from base 127 to 1305 and encodes 392 amino acids. The transcript is spliced from 10 exons. Gene Ontology annotation, biological process: L-selenocysteine biosynthetic process. Gene Ontology annotation, molecular function: selenide, water dikinase activity; ATP binding. NCBI's taxonomy places the organism in Eukaryota, Metazoa, Chordata, Actinopteri, Cichliformes, Cichlidae. Gene Ontology annotation, cellular component: cytoplasm.